AUGAAAUCUUCCCGGGUAAAUUUGGUGAUGACAGUGAUUGGGUUCGGGCUGAGUGUUAUGUUCAUAGUGUUUGUGUGCACAAGGCUCAUUUGUGCUCGGAUACUGUUGAUUGCAUCCAGGCGGUCUGCUAGGUCGUCCAGAUCUGAUCUUACCCAUUUAGAGAGGGGUUCUCGUGGCCGUGAACAUCUAACACCAGCUAACUUUCCUACCAAGAAGUAUAGAGAAUUAUGCUCGUCCCUAGACGAAAGUUCUCGAUGCACUGUUUGCUUGGCCGACUACCACGAAGAGGACACGUUGUGCAUACUUCCAUUGUGUGGACACAUGUUCCACACGACAUGCAUCGGGAUAUGGUUACAACAGCACUCCACGUGUCCUGUGUGCCGAGUUUCGCUCGGUGAAAUCUCGAGGAGAAAAUGGUUCAUGCAACCCAUGUUCAGUUCAGCCUUUAGAUAUUCUCCGCGCAAUGUGCAGUCUUUGAACUUGCAUCAUUGUCAUUGCACGGCCAAUGGCAAUAGGCAUCCGUUGAGAAUGCACGAGGACGGGAUAGCGGGCCCCGCUCGUGAUGGAGAUAGUGUUGGGGAUAGAAGUCCCAUUGCAGUUAGUCACAGGGAGAGUAUCAAGAAGUAG
This is a messenger RNA of Striga hermonthica, 627 nucleotides long. The record is from the annotation of a GenBank genome assembly. Lineage: Eukaryota; Viridiplantae; Streptophyta; Magnoliopsida; Lamiales; Orobanchaceae.